AUGAACAACUCUUUGGUUGUUUCCUCGCUGGCCAUCUUCUUGUUUGCCUGCUGGAUGGCAAAUAUUAGUGUGGUGCAAGCGGCCAUGGCACCAUCUGCUCCAUCAAUAACAGUCGUUAGCACUUCUCCUCAAACUUAUGAGAUUAAGUAUACGGAUGAUGUGAUUAUUGAGGUUGCUGUUGGAAAUGAUUUGAUGAUUAACUGGACCAUCAAUGGGACUGCUAUUGAAUACUACAAUACCACUCUUAUUUUCCCUGUGUCUCAUUUACAGGAAGAGGUUCCUUAUCUUAUUACCUUAACUGUAACUGAUCUUAACACUCAGAUGUCUUCAACCUACGAUCAUCCUUUCAUAAUCCUAAAAUCACCAAGAUUUUGCACCUUUAACGUUACUCCCAUCUCGGGCGUCGCUUUUGAAACCGAGUUCUCUCAUGUUCUUGAGAACUGCAAGGCCGAUCAUUUAAGGUACUCAUACUUUAUUGAAACGAAAGAAGGCGUUAGAGAUGUUCAUCAUGAAAAUGUGAGCAGCCAGAUUGUUCGCACUACACUGCCUUUUGCUAAUCAAAGUUCAGUGACAGUAGGAGUUGAGGUUAUUGAUUCCUUAACUGAGACCUCUACUAUUUAUACCUAUCCAGUAGAGGUUGUAGUGCCAGCAUUGGCAUCUUUUAAUGACUGCAAAUUCAUGGUAAGGCAUCUUGGAUUCAAGAGAUCCGCAAGAUCUCUGCCAGCAUUUAAAUAUUCGCACAUCUACACACCUCAAAACAUUCAGUUGACCGCCAAUGAGUGUGCAAGACGAGUGAAAGAGCAGUCAGUAAGUGUAUAA
Molecule: messenger RNA, 819 nt
Organism: Naegleria fowleri
Lineage: Eukaryota; Heterolobosea; Eutetramitea; Acrasida; Naegleriidae
Exons: 1
Coding region: 1-819 (272 amino acids)
Source: RefSeq, a predicted model, not a curated record